Molecule: messenger RNA, 2430 nt
Organism: Haliaeetus leucocephalus (bald eagle)
Lineage: Eukaryota; Metazoa; Chordata; Aves; Accipitriformes; Accipitridae
Gene: HASPIN
Product: germ cell associated 2 (haspin)
Exons: 2
Biological process (GO): intracellular signal transduction; protein phosphorylation; mitotic cell cycle
Cellular component (GO): nucleus; cytoplasm
Molecular function (GO): ATP binding; histone H3T3 kinase activity
Source: RefSeq, a predicted model, not a curated record
CACCUCCGCCCGCUACCGCCGCCGGACCGAUGGCUCUCGCCCCCUCAAGACCGCAAGCGGUUCUUCAGCUCGACCUCGGCCGGCUCCAGCGCCGCCUCAGCCAGCUCCAGCGCCGCCUCAGCCAGCUCCAGCGCCCUCUCCGCCCCUUCGGAUGACCCCGACUUCUCGCCGCCGGGUAAACGCCUCCGACAGCCUCUGGGUAAGCGCCCCGCCCGUCCCUGGAGCCUGCGGACCCGCCGCGGCGACGUAGAGAAGGAAAACCGUCUGCUGGGGCCGCCGGUCCUCGCCUCCCCGUCCCCGUCCCCGUCGCCCACCACCGUGGAGAGCGGCUCCGGGCUGGACGGUAGCCUGGAGCUCCGCUCCUUACCGCCCAGGCAGAGGACUGCCUCGUCCCACAGGGCUCUGAGCUCGUUGGAGUCCUGUCGGGAAGAUUCGGAGCAGCUCCCGUUAUCGCCGGGGGUUGACAGCGUGAGGGAAGAGGGGGCUCGACGGUCCCGUGCAAACGGCACGGGCGGGCGGCGGGAGCCGGGCCCGGCGUUGCAGGAGUCCGGUAGGGUUCUGAGGGCGUCGGUGCGGGGACCCUGCCAGGCACCAGGUCCCUUGUCCCCACGGAAAGCCACCGGCACUCCUCAGGCAGCGCUGCCCACCGUUGACAGCGGGCUACAGCGCUCUGCACCGUACGAGGGUGCCGAUUCUGACAAAUCGUGUGAUGAGCUAAGGAGGCCUUCAACAAAAGGAAGCUUGAGUUGUCAGAGAGGCACACCCAAGAAGUACCAGCUUACGCCAGUGGUGGUCUUGGACCCUCAAGAAGUGCCAGUGUGGCUGAUGAGCAUGAAACUCAACGAAAAGGCAGGUAUUCAACCUGCCUGCCAGCAGCCGGUAUCUCCUUUGGGCCCUCAAGGAAUCUUGGAGAAUACACAUAAAAGUACCAAAGCUGUUUCUGGAGAGGGAAGUACCUGUAGAAAAGCUUGCAUCAGCGGCUUCAGUGCCAGCCGGUGGGGGAGGCAAACAAGGCUCCGACCAAAAAGGCACAAAACUAAGAGACAGCAGCAGCCUAACAACUCCUUUUUCAGACCACAGAGGAAGCAAAAAGGAAUGAAGAAGGGUGUUCUGGAGAUGUCUGUAGACAAAAGAGACAAUGACUAUUCAUUCCUUAAUGGCUCCCAUUCCUGGGGUAGAGUUCGAGCGUCUUUGUCUUUCCAUAAGAAGAAGAAAGUUACCACAGAAGAGAGUUCCUGCAACAGCAUCCUUUCCACCCCUUCUGUGAAAUCCCAGUUGUCAGGGCACCAGGGAACCCUAUCUGCUGGUAGGACUCAGUGCUCCACUUGGUCUGCUUCCUCCAUGGUCCUGCUGGCUCCAAGGAGUUCCUGUUCUGUCCUGGAGCUAAUGCUUACAGAUGCAGAAAAGGUGUUUGGGGAAUGCCACCAGGAGGGGCCUAUCACUUUUCAGGACUGCAUUCCUUUAGAUAAGACGAAAGAUUGCAAGAAAAUUGGAGAAGGGGUGUUCGGAGAGGUCUUCCAGAUUGACAGUGAGAGAGGAGCUGUGGCCUUAAAAAUAAUUCCCAUUGAGGGGACUGAAAAAGUAAAUGGUGAAUCUCAAAAGAGCUUUGGAGAAAUUCUGCCUGAGAUAAUAAUUUCAAAAGAACUCAGUCUUCUGUCUGAAGAGUCUAGGAAUAGGACUCUUGGGUUCAUCAGCUUGUACUCUGUGCACUGUGUUCAAGGGGCCUAUCCUAAGUAUCUCCUAGAAGCCUGGGACAAAUACCACAAAGUAAGGGGAUCAGAAAAUGAUCGGCCAGACCUUUUUGGGGACGAGCAGCUCUUCGUUGUUCUGGAGUUUGAAUUUGGAGGCAGUGACUUGGAGAAUAUGAGAAACAUGUUCAGUUCGGUGGCAUCGGCAAAAAGCAUUUUGCACCAGGUCACUGCUUCCCUGGCUGUGGCAGAACAGGAACUGCACUUUGAGCACAGAGACUUGCACUGGGGGAAUGUGCUGGUAAAGAAAACGGAUGCAAAGGAGCUUAAUUAUGUCUUGAAUGGGGCAACGCACACAAUCCCCACAGCGGGGAUUCAUGUCAACAUCAUAGAUUAUACCUUGUCUCGGCUGGAGAAGGAUGGGUUAACUGUGUUUUGUGAUCUUUCCACUGAUGAAGAACUGUUUCAAGGCACAGGGGACUACCAGUUUGAUAUCUACAGGCAAAUGAAAGCGGAGAACUCAAACAGCUGGACUGACUAUCACCCACACAGCAACGUCCUCUGGCUGCACUACUUGUCAUGCAAACUUUUGAAAGACAUGGGCUACAAGAAAAAGGAAUCGACCUCUGCCAUGAGGAAAAUAAAGAAGCAGCUCGUUAAGUUCCGCAAAGAAGUACUGACCUUUGAGUCUGCCAAUGAAGUUUUACAAAACAGCAGCCUCUUCCAGUAGGCAAUACAGUGC